This is a messenger RNA of Cladocopium goreaui, 1458 nucleotides long. Lineage: Eukaryota; Dinophyceae; Suessiales; Symbiodiniaceae. The record is from the annotation of a GenBank genome assembly.
UCGGUUUCAGGUCCCCUAGCUCGCCCCAAGCUGAACCAUGGCCAUGGCCAUGUUCAAAUUCCUUGCAAUCCCAUGGGCCGCUUCCACCCUGGGCCUUGAGGGCCUUGAGUGCCAAGGUGAAGAUUGCGAUGGUUCGUCUCUUGCCCAACUUCAAGUCAAGCGGGCAGGGAAGCAAACCAAAGAGAAGCAAACCACCAAGGGGCAAGCCGCAGCUUGUGCCAACUGGCCCAAGUGUCAAGAGGAAAGCUCUUGCAACGGAUGCAAUAAGAUCGUUCACACCAAGCAUGCAUGGGAAUAUUUCAAGUGUGGCCAGAACUCAUGUUCGAAGUCUACUUUUGAGGUGGCCGGUGCUUCCAGCGUUGGGCCAUUUGUGUACUGCAACGGUGGUGCUUGUUGCGACUCCACAUUUACGAAGUUGACCCACAUGUACUGUGACGGUCACGGUCCGCGCAGUCGCACAUGCGAGGACAGUUCAAUGGCAUUCUUCUCCACUGAGUUCAAGGUGCCUCUCACCCUUUUUUGCGGCUGGUAUUCCUGCAAGGGGGUGUCUGUGACGGCAGGCAACAACUUACGCCUUACCGUCACUCUGGACGCUUCAAACCCCGAAUUCCCAAAGAGUAUCAAGAUGUCAGAAGGUUGUUUGGUGCUGAAGUGCUCCCAUGGGCCGUGCCCCAACACAUUUAUCAAGCAGAUCAACUUGGAGCUGGGAAGCAAGGUGAGCUGCGCAACAGAGAAUUUUUCUGACUACGAACCGCUUGCUGCUUGCCAAGACAAGAAGGCUCUCUAUUGCGGAACAGACCUCAUGGCGUGAGAUGAUUACCCAAUAGGCAAAGGUUCCCUCUUGGGCAGAAGAAGUGUUAGAUCCCGUUUUCAUCUUUGUUGCUGUCGGGCCCUGCGCAUUGACCGGAAGACUGUAUAUAGCGCGCCGUGAUGUGUGGUAAACUUUCCAGCAGCAGCACUGUGACCAAUGAGUGGCAGUGUGGUGAUAUUGAAAAAUUGCCGCGACGGGCGGGAGUGCUUUAUUUGUGUUGGAUGUUUUGCUGCCUGGGAAAGCUGGGUAUGCUGGCGCAACUUGAUCGCUAUUACUUUGCUGGAGAUGCGUGUGAUUGAGCUGUGCUUUGCCCCAGUAUCUGCUUUAGGUGGCCGGCACGCUUGUGGAUGACACAUCAUUCGUCCCAUUUCAGCACAUAGGGGCAAAUAUUGCAGCAGAUGGAGUGAUCGGACUGCGGCUCCCACGAGACAAAGCACAUACACGUAGCAAAACAGGGACGUGACGUGACGUGAUCACAUUUUUACAUCACCAGCAUCUGGGUCCAUGGCGAAUGAACACUUCCAAUGUGAGAGUUUCAUGGGCCCCCGAACAAGUGUUGCUUCCGCUGAACGCAUAUUUUCAGACUUCUCAGACCCACAAGUGUCUCGUGAACUUGUAUUCGAUUGGAAUGAUCGGAGCAUUUUUUG